AUGUUCUCGUCCGCGUUCAAAUCCUUCACCUCGAAUAUAACAUCCAAUUAUGAACUGUCAAAACAUCCGAAUGCAACUGUAGGGGUAUGGACCAUUUUUGAUGCGAAGAAGAAGAACAGUGGCGCUCAAGCGUCGAUUUUCAUCUUUGACAGGAAAUCGCUGGAUGUCACCAGCAGUGGGUUUGGAGCACGUGCUACAAGCGCCACGUCGGUGCGCAAGAUUCAAGAUGAAGUAGUGGAACGUCUGAAGAAGGAAGCCAGCAGUCUGGCUCGUCUCCGGCAUCCCUCCAUUCUGCAACUGGUCGAACCCGUUGAGGAAACCCGCAGUGGAGGGCUGAUGUUUGCGACAGAGCCUGUCUUGUGCUCAUUAUCUGCCGCCCUGGCAAAGAAGGACCGGAAUGGCAAUGGGCCGGGUAGGGGCAUCUCGCGGUCCACGUCUAAUGAUGGAGCCAUCUCUAGAGCACAGCAAGACGUGGAAAUCGACGAAUUGGAAAUCCAGAAGGGGCUGCUGCAGGUCGCCAAAGGGCUGGAGUUCUUACACGACUCUGCUAAGCUUGUUCAUGGCAACCUGACUCCGGACGCCAUCAUGAUCAAUGCCAAGUCAGAUUGGAAGAUCUCCGGACUCGGGUUUGCCGGGCCGCCUGACGGAGCAGAAGGACAUCAAACCGUCCCUCAAAUUUCUCUCGCUGAAGUGCUCCACCAUGACUCGCGAAUCCCUCGAACAGUCCAAUUGGACCUCGAUUAUACUUCUCCCGAUUUCGUGCUCGACUCGAAUAUCAACUUCUUAGCCGACAUCUUCUCACUGGGCCUAGUUAUUCUUGCAUGCUACAGACAUCCGCACAGGUCGCCUAUUGAAACCCAUGGCAAUCAGUCAACGUACAAAAAGAUCUUCAGCAGCGUUUCCACUGUCCCAACCAGCGCUAACAGCUACCUAUGCGACGGCCCCUUACCGCGGGAGUUGAAUGUCACUUUGCCGAGAAUGUUAACUAGAAGACCGGCUCAGCGUAUGACCGCAAGCGAAUUCCAGCAAUCACAAUACUUCGACAAUAUUUUGGUGAACACCAUGAGGUUCUUGGACGCUUUCCCAGCUAAGACUCCUGCAGAGAAGUCACAAUUCAUGAAAGGCCUUGGUCGAGUCCUGCCUCAAUUUCCGCCUUCCGUACUUGGGAAGAAGAUCCUUAGUGUUCUACUUGACGAGAUGAAGGACCGAGACAUCCUACCCCUGGUCAUGCACAAUAUCUUCCAGAUAGUCAAAGUCGUUCCGUUCAGCAAAGAGGUUGUCUCGGACAAUAUCCUACCGCGAAUGAGAGAGGUAUUCUUGUCAAAAUCGAAAUCGGAAGAAAGGGAUGGCGGCAAAGAGGCUGCUUUACUGGCGGUUCUUCACAAUAUUCAACUCAUUGCCGACAACUGCUCUGCGAAGCAGUUCAAAGAUGAUGUCUUGCCCAUCGUUCAUGUGGCCAUGGAGUCAUCCACUCAUUCACUUACCGAUGCUGCUUUACAAACAUUACCGGCUGUUCUCCCAUUAAUCGACUUCUCAACAGUCAAACAUGAUCUCUUCCCAGUUGUGGCUAGCGUUUUCAGUAAGACCAACAGCUUGACCAUUAAGAUUCGAGGUCUUGAGGCGCUCGGUGUACUCUGCGGCGUCUCGCCCAACCAAACGGAAAACAACAUUGACGACUUUUCCGGAAAGGGCCGCCAAGAGAAGCAAGACAAGAAUGUUUCUAGUUUGGACAAGUUUACCAUGCAGGAGAAAAUCGUCCCCCUCUUGAAAGCUAUCAAAACAAAGGAGCCAGCAGUCAUGAUGGCGGCUCUGAAGGUGUUCCGACAGAUCGGUACCGUUGGCGACACUGAUUUCUUAGCCAUCGAAGUGAUGCCCAUCCUCUGGAAUUUUUCUCUUGGGCCCUUGCUUGACCUGUCCCAGUUCAGCGCGUUUAUGGAUGUCAUCAAAUCACUGUCGAGCAAAAUUGAGCGCGAACAGAUCCGUAAACUGCAAGAACUGUCUUCGAAUAGGGCUCUUGAGCCAAGGGCCGCGUCCUCGUCACACACGCAGAUUGGCAACGGUCUUCCUCAACCUAAUCAGGUCGCAGGUACAGAAGACGACUUUGAGAAGCUCGUGCUCGGAGAUAAGAAUACUGACAAGGUCGACGUCUUUGCAGGCGCUCUUUCUGAUGGGCAGAAGUUGACCCAAAAUCCGCCUUCCUUCUCCUGGGCUCCAGUAGAUGUCACCGCCAACCCGAAUCCAAUGGCGCAUCAAAUGCAUCCGUCAUUGCCUGUUCUUCAACCACAACCUCUAUCUCGCUCAAUCACUCCGGAUGUCGGCGCCUCGGUGUUUCCAAGUCUUCAACCUACCCAACCAUCCUCGGUCUCCAUUUGGGGGACAUCUUCACCUUCUCCUGUGCAUUUGCAGAAUCAGCAGCAGGUGCUGCAACCGUCGAGUUAUCUUUCUAAUCCUGUAAGCAGCAUCUCUCCGCCGACGGUGACAUCAAAUACGACUUGGCAGCUUCCGCCGCCUCCGGGACCGCAAGGGUCACCUAAUCCGGAAUUCACGCCUAUGAUAGCUCCGCCUCCUGCAGGUAACAGUCAGAGAAUCGUUUGGCCACAACCAAAUUACAAUAAUUUCGGGGCGUCCUCGCAGCCGGCGCCUAGAUUCAGCGCGUCCAUGAAUGUAUUACAACCGCAGAAGGCUCAGCAGCAAACGACCCAACAGCAGAAAACAGGUUUAGACAAGUACGAAUCUCUGCUCUGA
Molecule: messenger RNA, 2745 nt
Organism: Cladophialophora bantiana CBS 173.52
Lineage: Eukaryota; Fungi; Ascomycota; Eurotiomycetes; Chaetothyriales; Herpotrichiellaceae
Exons: 1
Coding region: 1-2745 (914 amino acids)
Biological process (GO): protein phosphorylation
Molecular function (GO): ATP binding; protein kinase activity
Source: RefSeq, a predicted model, not a curated record